AUGGUUGAGUCAUGCUCAGGAUCAGGGUCAAUUCAAAGUAACAAGUUAAUUUGUAGUCCAUCAAGUCAAUCCACCGCCAAGGUUAAUAAUUCAUCCCUUUCGAAGAGAACCAUGGUCAAAUAUUACACUGGCAUCCAAGUCUUCAAGUUUACUUGGGACCAAGUUGCAUCAUCAUUUUGGCAGCGUUAUCCAAAUCCUUACAGUAAACAUGUCCUGACAGAAGACGUCAUUUCAAGAGAAGUCAUUGAUAAAAAACUCUACACAAAGCGGUUAUUAACAAAGACUAAUCCUGUCCCUAAAUGGGGUGAACGAUUUGUCCGUGGCCCUCCUCAGAUCUGCAUUGUAGAAGAAUCCAUUGUUGACCCCAUUGCUAAAACUGUCACCACAUACACCCGUAACAUUGGCUUACAAAGAAUCAUGCUCUUGGAGGAGAAAUGUGUUUACCUGACAAACCCUGAGAAUAAUCAUUGGACAGUUUGUGAGAGAGCCAUCCAGGCAUUUGGACUGGAGAGAUAUAAGAAAAAUGUCACUAAAGCCAACCAGGGUUUUCAACAUAUUCUUGAGAAGUGUUAUCUUCCGGAGACAUCUGAAUUGAAAUCACAGGGCAAGCUUAAAUUAAAACAGACCGCGAUUAAGGCUUCUCAGUUAGCACGUCACCCAGUCCUGUCAGCUGCCAGUCAAAUAUCUUGA
This is a messenger RNA of Acanthosepion pharaonis, 690 nucleotides long. Lineage: Eukaryota; Metazoa; Mollusca; Cephalopoda; Sepiida; Sepiidae. The record is from the annotation of a GenBank genome assembly.